GCCGAACGCCCAGGUUAUGUUCUGGAAGUUAAGAUAGGAGGCAUUGUGUGAUAACAGCCAGUCAGCUGCAGGAACCAACCCUAAGAAGCAUGCCUAUGUAGCUUGUUUAUGUAGCAGUAUAUAUUAGGACUGAAGGGACCACCCUGGUAGAGCUUCUGACCAACCUGGUAGAGAUUCUGACCAACCUGGUAGAGCUUAAGACCAACCUGUUAGAGCUUCUGACCAACCUGGUAGAGCUUCUGACCAACCUGUUAGAGCUUCUGACCAACCUGGUAGAGCUUCUGACCAACCUGGUAGAGCUUCUGACCAACCUGGUAGAGAUUCUGACCAACCUGUUAGAGCUUCUGACCAACCUGGUAGAGAUUCUGACCAACCUGGUAGAGCUUCUGACCAAUCUGGUAGAGCUUCUGACCAACCUGGUAGAGCUUCUGACCAACCUGUUAGAGCUUCUGACCAACCUGGUAGAGCUUCUGACCAACCUGGUAGAGCUUCUGACCAACCUGGUAGAGCUUCUGACCAACCUGGUAGAGCUUCUGACCAACCUGCAGUGAGUGUGCAGAGUUUGUUGUAACCUCUCCUCUGGCCGAAUCUUAAGUUCAUUUACUAAUUGACUUGAUGAGUCCUUGAUGGUAGUUUCCUUUACAAGGGGAAACUUUCUGGAAUGAAAUGCAGGCCCUGUGAUCUCCACAUGAAUCUUGGCACCGAUUACCAAAUUGGCUAGUCAUUGAGUAUAUUAAACAUUAGGAACACCUCACUAAUAUUGAGAUGCACUCCCACAUUUUCAUUUUGCUCUCAGAACAGCCUCAAUUUGUCAGGGCAUGGACUCUAGAAGGUGUAGAAAUGUUCCACAGGGAUGCUGGUCCAUGCUGACCCCAAUGCUUCCCACAGUUGUAAUUUGGGUGGUGGAACAUUCCUGAUAUACACAGGAAACUGUUGAACAUGAAAGACCCAGCAGCAUUGCAGUUCUUGCACAAAUCGGUGCACCUGCCUGGCACCUACUACCAUACCCCGUUCAAAGGCACUUAGAUAUUUUGUCUAACCCAUUCACCCCCUGAAUGGCACACAUACACAAUCCAUGUCUCAAUUGUCUCAAGGCUUAAAAAUCAUUUGUUAACCUGUCUUCUCCCCUUCAUCUACAUUGAUUGAAGUGGAUUUAACAAGUGACAUCAAUAAGGGAUCAUAGCUUUCACCUGGAUUCACCUGGUCAGUCUAUGUCAUGUUCUUUAUGUUUUGUACACUAAGUAUAUAUCAACACAGAGAUGGCCAAAAGAUUCACAAAAAUUGAUAUUUUUGCAAAUACAAGAUACUCUAAAGACCAAUGUAUCAAACUAAAAUAGAAAAUACUUUUGUAGAGAUUUAUGUAGAUAAAAUACAAAUACAUACAGGUCAAUACAUUCGCUAGUACACACCUUCACUUCAACAACAUUCUCAGUAACGUAAGAAAAAACAUUUUACUUUCUAUGACUGUGAUAUUUGGUUGUUUAUCUACCUUAGUUGAAUGCACUGAUGGUAAGACACUGGUAUUACAGUAAGACUCUGCUAAAUAACUAUUAUAUCAAUGUAAAAAUGAACAGUUGCAAACCACGAUGGGUAAUAUUAUUGUCCUUCUUGUGGGUGAGGAGCUCAUUAUUAUAAUACCCAGCAUGCUUUCAAGUGUUCCUUUUUUCACAUUUUUAUAAUUUAGCAGACACUCUUAUAGAACCAUAGUGCCUUCAAACUUCUGAUGCCAAUGCAGGGGCCCCAAAAUUACAAACCCAUAUAUAGAAUUGUAUAGAAACAUAUUUGUAUUUUACAAUAACAGUUUUACAAAUUACAGGUCUUUAAAGUAUCUGGUAAAAAAUCCAUAGGAUUGCAGUUUAGGCCAGUAAACUACAAAUGACAAAAUACUCAAAAGUCAUUUAAAUAGGUAUUUCAAAGACAUAACAGAAAUACUGUCCAUCUGUGUCUCCACAUUAUCUUCUGUAACAUGUUGAAGGGAAUGCCUGCUGUUGGAACACUAUUCCACCCUAAAGCCACUCCAAUUAGGGACACAUCCUAGUUAAGCAGUACACCUUGCUGCAGUCAGCUCUCUAUGCCUGUUUGGUGAGCCACCAUGCAGCUGGUGGGUCUCCAACCCAGCCACUAUCUCAAAGACUACGGACCUCUUGAGGAACUCUUUUUAUGUAGUUUGAUUGGUAUGGUGGCCAAAGACAUUUCAUUUAUAGUUUUGACUUAAACGGAUACUUCAGGAUUUUGGCAUUGAAGCCUUUAAUUUACUUCCCCAGUCAGAUUAACUUGUGGAUAACAUUUUUAUGUCUCUGUGUGCAGUUAAGUGAUUGCCCAUUAUUCUCUGAGGAGAGAGGGGUAUUUUGGUAUUUAUUUAUUUUUAUUUUGAAAGUGAUUUGCUAAACAUUUCUUUUUAAUAAAACUCCAGGACAUUUACUGUUAAAAAUGCUCCUUUGCCUCCAAUGUCCUGGUGAUGCUCUGAAAACACCCUGCAGACAGAGUAUUCCACCACCACAAUUAAAAAAUACACGUACAAAAUACCAUGAAAAUUUCAAUUUAAUUUAUCAAAAUAAACUAGAAAAAUAGUUGGAUUUUGUCAUGUAUUAUAUUACAAAAAGCUUUUGCAAGUAGCCGCCCCGAACAGCAACAACAUUCUUAGUAACUGUUACAAAACUAUUGUUCUUGCUUGUUGACAGUGUUACUGUAUGUUGUUAUCUACCUUAGUUGAGCAAGUCACUCUGGAUAAGCUAAAUGACUAAAAUGGAAAUGGAAAUGUGAAAAGUAACAUUCAAAAUUAACUGCAAAGCACACUGGAUAUUAUUAUUGGCCUUGUUUCGGGGCAGAGCUCAUUAAAAUAAUACUCAGCAGUGCUUUGCAAUUGUUAAUUUUUACAUUUAUGUUUUAGUCAUUUAGCAGACGCUCUUAUACAAAGAGACUUAGAUCAUUGAUCUUAAGACAGUUAGGUGAGACAACAUAUCACAAUCGUAUCAAGUACAUUUUCCCUCAACAAAGUAUUUAUCAAUAUUUUUUAUAUUUAUUUAAUUUAACAAACACCCUUAUCACACCAUAGUGCUAUCACACUUCUGAUACCAUUGCAGGGAGAAAGGGAUUUAACGGUUCAGAAGAUGUGAACCGUUAAAAAACAUGGUAUAGUAAAGUAUUUAGUAUUUUGAAAAUACAAAAUGCGUUGGAGCCCAGUGUAAUUCAACUGACAAAAUACUCAAAAGUAAUUAAAAUACAUAUUUCAAAUACAUAAAUACAAAUAAUCUCUGCCUACUACCCAAUACUCUAUUACACUUCCUUAUCAAAGUAACCACACCCCCUGCAGAUACAGAGUACACAGUCAAGUAGGAAGCCACUCCCUCUCCUCUGGUGUAGAGCUCAAUGAAACAGAAAGUCAUAUUUGACACGACUGCCAUUGUUUAACCUACGAGAGAGAGCCCCAAAAUGGCAGAGAAUCAGGAACUGUUCUGUUGCUCCAUCUGUCUGGAUCUACUGAAGGAUCCGGUGACUACUGCCUGUGGACACAGUUAUUGUAUGGGCUGUAUUAAAGAAAGCUGGGAUCAGGAUGAUCUGAAAGGUGUCUACAGAUGUCCCCAGUGCAGACAGAUCUUUACCCCAAGACCUGUUCUGAAGAGAAACAUUGUGCUGGCUGAAGUGGUAGAGAAUCUGAAGAAGACAGGACUCCAGGCUGCUCCCCCUCCUGCUCUGUGCUAUGCUGAACCUGGAGAUGUGGCGUGUGAUUUCUGCACUGGGACCAGAAAGCAGAAAGCACUCAUGUCCUGUCUGGCGUGUCUGGCCUCUUACUGUGAGACUCACCUCCAACCUCACUAUGAAUCUCCUGCUUUGAAGAAGCACAAGCUGGUCAAAGCCACCGCACAACUACAGGAGAAGAUCUGCUCUCAUCAUGACAAACUGCUGGAGGUUUUCUGUCGUACCGAUCAGCAGUGUAUCUGUUAUCAGUGUGUGAUGGAUGAACAUAAAGGCCAUGAUACAGUGUCAGCUUCAGCAGAGAGGACUGAGAAACAGAGGCAGCUGGGGAUGAGUCAGCAGAAGGUCCAGCAGAGAUUCCAGGAGAGAGAGAAGGAGCUGAAGGAGCUCCAACAGGCUGUGGAGUCUCUCAAGCGCUCUGCACAGGCAGCAGUGGAGGACAAUGAUCAGAUCUUCACUGAGCUGAUCUGCUCCAUUGAGAGAAGGCGCUCUGAGGUGAAGGAGCUGAUCAGAGCCCAAGAGAAGGCUCAGGUGAGUCAAGCUGAAGGACUCCUGGAGCAACUGAAGCAGGAGAUAGUUGAGCUGAGGAAGAGAAGCACUGAGCUGGAGCAGCUCUCACACACAGAGGAUCACAUCCAUUUCCUCCAGAGUUAUCAGUCUCUCGCCAGUAUCAGUGUAUCUUCAGACUUACCCAGCAUCGUUGUCCGUCCUCUUCAGUACUUUAGAGAUGUGAGUAAGACUGUGUCUGAACUGAGAGAGAAACUAGAAGACUUCCUUAAAGGAGAAUGGACCAAGAUCUCCACUACAGUGAAUAUAGUGGAUGUUGUACUGCCUCCAGAGCCCAAGACCAGAGAACAGUUCUUACAAUAUUCCUGUCAGCUCACACUGGACCCAGACACAGCACACACACGCCUCUCUCUGUCUAAAGGGAACAGAAAGGUGACCUAUACAGGCCAAGUCCAACCAUAUCCUGAUCAUCCAGACAGAUUUACAAAUGACUUGAUGGUGCUGUGUAGAGAGGGUCUGUCUGGACGCUGUUACUGGGAGGUGAAGUGGAGUGGGCUGUGUGUUAUUACAGCAGUCUCAUAUAAAGACAUCAGCAGAACAAGGAGAAGUAAUACAUUUGGACUCAAUGACAAGUCCUGGAGUUUACACUACUAUAGUGAUGGUUAUUGGUUCAGACACAAUAGUGUUAGGACGAAAGUAUCAGGCCCUCAGUCCUCCAGAAUAGGAGUGUACCUGGAUCACAAGGCAGGUACUCUGUCCUUCUACAGUGUCUCUGACACAAUGACCCUCCUCCACAGAGUCCAGACCACAUUCACUCAGCUCCUCUAUCCUGGGUUUUCUAUCGAUUGUAUUUUCUCUGGUACUGCUGAGCUGGUUAAACUGUAGUAAGGGCCCAUUUACUAAAUUAAUUAAAAUUAUUCAAAUGCAAAGUUUUCAUCUUGUACAUCAAAAUGUCUCUAUGGUACUUCUGAGCUGGUUAAAAUGUAGUAGGGUCCACAUAGAUACUAGUCAUGCUGGUGUAAUCUAUAGCUGAGUUGGUUAAACUGUAGUAGGGUCCACAUAGAUACUAGUCAUGCUGGUGUAAUCUAUAGCUGAGCUAGUUAAACUGUAGUAGGGUCCACAUAGAUACUAGUCAUGCUGGUGUAAUCUAUAGCUGAGCUGGUUAAACUGUAGUAGGGUCCACAUAGAUACUAGUCAUGCUGGUGUUGUCUAUAACGGAGCUGGUUAAACUGUAGUAGGGUCCACAUAGGUACUAGUCAUGCUGGUGGUGAUGGUCCCCAGAUGUGAUGAUCCAUUUUGCUCUGUUUUUCUUUACAACAUAUAGAUUUUUGACUGAUUUGAUCUUCAGAGAUUUCAUGCAUUAAAAUACAAUGUUUAAAUCUUGAAUUUUGUUUAUUUUUUAACUAAUUUGUUCUUAUUAACUAAGUCAGUUAAUAAGAACAAAUUCUUGCUUACAACGACUGCAAAAACAGCAGAUGCUGUACGUAUUCAAAUGUUGCCUAUUUCUGUAGACAGGCUGGACACAUCAAGAGUUAGAGUUAGGGGAGGAUUUCGAAUUAGGGGAGAGUUUGGCCGACCGGGAUAUUCUUGUCCCAUCGCUCUGUAGCAACUCCUGUGGCGGGCUAUGCGCAUGCACUCUGACACGGUCACCGGGUAUAUGAUGUUUCCACCGACAUAAAAUAUAUAUUUUUUGUGGAUGGGUAUAAUUUGUGUGUAUAAAAUAGUCAUAUUUAAAAUGACUAAAUCUGGGAUUUUUUUUAUACAUUUGUUUAAAUUUGUCACGACUUCAUCCAAAGUCGAUGCCUCUCCUUGUUCGGGCGGUGUUCGGCAGGCGACGUCGCCGGUCUUCUAGCCAUCGCCGAUCCAUUUUUUAUUUUCCAUUUGUUUUGUCUCGUUUUCACACACCUGGUUCUCAUUUCCCUCAUUAUGUGUUGUGUAUUUAACCCUCUGUUUUCCCCCCCAUGUCUUUGUGUGGUAUUGUUUAUUCUGUGUUCAUCUAUGCGCACUUUAGGCUGGUUUGCGCUGGGUUAUGUUCAACACGUAUUUUGUAUUUCAUGAUUGUUUGUGCUUUUGGUUCGCCAAAAUAAAAGGCUCUGUGUUGCUACCAACUA
Molecule: messenger RNA, 6314 nt
Organism: Oncorhynchus masou masou (cherry salmon)
Lineage: Eukaryota; Metazoa; Chordata; Actinopteri; Salmoniformes; Salmonidae
Product: tripartite motif-containing protein 16-like
Exons: 6
Coding region: 3433-5088 (551 amino acids)
Molecular function (GO): protein binding; zinc ion binding
Source: RefSeq, a predicted model, not a curated record